AUGUCCGAUAACAAGUUCAAGCUCACCGCCUACAUCUCCGACGAGUCCUUGACCAUACUCAAGCAGGGUGGGUACAAACUUUGCAUCGCAAGGGAGGUCAACGGGAAAUACAAUGUGGUUUUCAUAUCAGUGAUUGAACAUCUGUUCCAGAACGUGUUUGAAUUCGAAGAGCAGUAUCGAGUCUUUGGCACAAAAAAGUUCGAGGCUGGCGCAUUGAUAGAGGCCUCCACCAGAAGAGUGCCCAUCAUGCCAGGUCAGGAGAUCCCUCUGAGUCCCGAGGGUGUUUUUGGCUCUGUUACUGGAUACGUAGAUCGGUCAAAGCCAUUCAUGGUCAACAACAACUAUAACCACCCCAUCCACUUUGGUGUUGACGCGCUUGUCAGUCAAGACUAUGCCGCAAUCCAUGUUUCUGAAGGACCAUACGUGGCCCAAGCAGUCCCCCUCAAGCCCAGUCGGAAGAUCAUGAUCUGGUUCGACAAAGAGCUCGAGUCGGGGAUGAUGAUCUACCACACCGUCUAUAAUUGCAUGCAUGUCGACUUCGCCAACACCAGCGACGUUACGAUCAAUUACGCGGCGCCAAAAGAUGCACCUGCGAAGGGUGUCUGGUCAUAUGGCGCUCUCCCAAUGAUGGUGGUCGGACAGACAUACGACCCAAGGACGAACAGAUUUUAUGUGACCCCAGAGGACCUGCCUUCUGCGGGUAUGUUCGUCAAGAUGGCCGAAUUGUUGCACCUCGAUCCUCCUACCCAUCACGGUAGUGCCGGUGAGGUUCAGGCCCACAAAUGA
Molecule: messenger RNA, 786 nt
Organism: Marasmius oreades (fairy-ring Marasmius)
Lineage: Eukaryota; Fungi; Basidiomycota; Agaricomycetes; Agaricales; Marasmiaceae
Exons: 4
Coding region: 1-786 (261 amino acids)
Source: RefSeq, a predicted model, not a curated record